GAAAAUUAGUUAGCUCUCUAAACUGCGUAACUUCCUAGUCGUUUACGUAUGUCUGGAACAUGGAAGUUGCAUUACUUAAGAUGAUGUACUAUACACCCCGCUAUACAUCUGCUGACGACUGACGACUUCUUUUUUUUCCAGCACCGGAAAUACUGCAAGGAAUCCCGUACGGACAUGCGGUCGAUUGGUGGGCGCUGGGAGUGCUGGCAUGCCGCAUGUACACCGGCCGGUACCCGAACGUGGAUCCGACCGAGUAUUUAAGGGCGGCAGCGACAGCGACAUCACCACCGCUGGUGGCUCCACGUGCCUCCGCAUACGCCAGCACCGCCAUCAGCAACAAUCCGCCGCCGAACGUGGAGCGGCUUCUGCCGGCCUCGGUCCAACGCUUGGUGCCAGAAGGACGUGAUCUGCUGCAGCGGUUGCUUCAACCGGAUCCGAAGGAUAGGCUACGGUCGCUGCUGCAGCUGCAGCGUAUCGCGCUCUAUCAACGCUACAGGUGGGAAGAUGUACGCAGCAUGAAGAUUUCACCGCAAGAUCUGUUCGAUGAAGAGUGCCUAACGGAAGUGGAAGAUGUAUCGUUUCCGGAGUUCUAGCGAAUAGCGUGAUCGUGUCUGCACAUACUAGAACCGCUCAUCACCUUCGAGCAUUAGGAGUAGUUAAGAAAUUUUAAACGUCCAAUAGAACAGUAUUGAGUAUUAGCAUAACAUUCGAAUUCGAUGCUUGUACUUGUGGUCUACAUCCAAGAAGAACUUACCCUACUAAUAUGUAGGUCACCAGAGGCGAAUGACACAUUCGGGUGAUUCAGAGUAGCUGAUGCCCACUUAUCGAAUUCAUUUCUGUGCCGGUAACGCAACCAUUAGCGUUACAAUCACACCUCCCCAACCCCCCAUCCUCAGCUUGUAAUUGUCCGGCGCACGGAUUUAUUGGUGCGAACAUGUUGAAGGUGAUGACGAGUGUGAUCGUGAUGUGAUUAGAGCGAUCGUAAUAAUGAUGAUGCUCAAGAGAGUGCGAGAGACGUCCAAUGAGAUGAUGAUGAACCGAAUGCGCGCGCUCGAUCGCGUGCCACGGGGCUUCGAGAGAAGGACGCGCUUUGCUGCACAGCCCACUCAUUCGCGAAGAUGAGUGUGCGCGCGGCAUCACAAACGCGGGGAGGUCGCGCGCGUGGUGGGCACGUUCGUCGAAACGCUAUUAUGCCACGAUUCGUUCGCAGCGAAUUAAUGAGCGGGUUAGGUGUAGUGUACGCGAUACCAUCACCAUUGCAUUUGCGGAGGCUUUUUAUCUCGACGCAAAAUUGGUAGCGCGUGAUGCUGCCGUGAUAGGGCCGGAAGAAACUAGAUCUACGUGCCGGUGGAAAAUUGUUUGAUAAGCCCGCGAGUUGGUAACCCCCUCCCCCCGGGCAUAAAACCUUCCAUUCAUUCAUUGACGGUGAAGUUUACUGAUUUAAUAAUCUCACGGUCAAGUCUCGCUCGAUUGGUGUGAAACUGUUAGAGACCCUCGACAGACGCCAUCGAAUGCGAUGCAAAAUGGGGUUCGCGCCGGGUCCAGUCGAUCGAUCGGGGGUGGGAGGCCGGAAAUUCGGAAGGUACGAAAGAAGACAUUGAUCAUUUUCCGAUCACGCGAAAACAACAACCACGAUCGCACGUGCUCCAGUGUGCGUGUGUAUGUGUCGGGUUUAUUGCUGGUAAAGAGGGUGAAAACAAUGAAAAACGCAAAUAAGUGUUCAAUGGGGGGUUUUUUUUUUCUUCGCUGGAGACAGAGACCACACGUCGGCGAUUUUUUGUUGUUGUAGGAAAAAUAGCGUUUCCGGGGUAUGCUCCGGGCGAAGGUUGCCUACAAUUGGAGGCUUAGCUGUUUUGGCCGGUAUAGGAGGUUUCCGGAUAAUUUGAAGAGGAUCUCCAAGGUCACCAACCCAUUAAAGACCACAAUUUGUGCAGCACUUCAACAAAGCGCCACUUACACUGUACAGUGUGGGCUUAAUUUUUUGGAAUGGCUUUGGUGCAGUUUUUCCGGCCGGUGAGGGAGCCUAGAAUAGAAUCGUCCGAAAUGUGUUGUGCUAUUCGAUUCGAAUUUUAACUGCCAUUUUAUUUAAAUUACUGUACGAAGAAAUUAAGGUUAAGAGAUUUUGUUCCGUACAAGAAAAUUUGUAAAAGAAUAUUUGUUGAACCCCCCAACGUCUAGACUUCGCCAGGAGUUUGAUAGUGAAAAUAAAAUAUUCUCUUCAGCGUUGCAUAGAAAUGUCAACAAUGUUUGAUAUCUUACGGAUUAAAAGAUUUUUUCUAUUCUA
Molecule: messenger RNA, 2284 nt
Organism: Anopheles stephensi (Asian malaria mosquito)
Lineage: Eukaryota; Metazoa; Arthropoda; Insecta; Diptera; Culicidae
Product: serine/threonine-protein kinase S6KL-like
Exons: 4
Coding region: 216-593 (125 amino acids)
Source: RefSeq, a predicted model, not a curated record